Molecule: messenger RNA, 698 nt
Organism: Megalopta genalis
Lineage: Eukaryota; Metazoa; Arthropoda; Insecta; Hymenoptera; Halictidae
Product: low molecular weight phosphotyrosine protein phosphatase
Biological process (GO): protein dephosphorylation
Cellular component (GO): cytoplasm
Molecular function (GO): non-membrane spanning protein tyrosine phosphatase activity; acid phosphatase activity
Source: RefSeq, a predicted model, not a curated record
UUUCCGACACUACACCACAAUCGCCUAAAUACGUAUGCACAAUACAGGGUUGCCUAAAAACAUUCAUUUUGGCAUUAAGGCACUUGGCAUUAUCAAACGAUUAUCACUCACACGAUCCGGUAAUAUUUUAAAACUGUUUCAGUCCAUCGCUCAUUUUAGCUAUUUAGCUGAAAACCUAAUAAAUCGUUUACGAUAUGGAAUCGAAAAAAAAAGUUCUCAUGAUCUGUUUAGGCAACAUUUGUCGUUCACCUAUAGCAGAGGCGGUAUUUAUUGACCAAAUGAAUAAAUUAAAUGUGCAACAUUCCUGGGAAGUGGACAGUGCAGCACUCAUUGGAUAUCAUACAGGUAAAGGUCCAGAUCACAGAGCUAUGAAAGUGUUAAGAGAGAAUGGUAUUACAAAUUACUCUCAUAAAGCAAGACCUAUUACCGAGGAAGACUUUCAUACAUUUGAUUGGAUAUUUGGAAUGGAUAACAACAAUAUCUCUGAAUUAAAUAAUAUGAAACCCCCAAAUUGCAAGGCUAAAGUUGAACUUCUUGGAAGAUACGAUCCUGAAGGAAAGACUAUAAUAAGAGAUCCUUAUUAUGACAGUAACAGUGAAGGAUUUCGUGAAGUAUAUGUACAAUGUGUUCGGUCUAUUAAAGCCAUUCUACUUUCUGGAAUUGUGUAAAAUUAAUAAAUAUCUGUUGAAAUAAUAAAA